GUGCUAGCAGCAACAGCAGGCAGUAAUCAAAUCACUCUAGCUUAUUUUGCAGACUGCACAAACAAAGCAAACCGUACAGGGACCGUCAUUCUGUGAGCUUUAACUUUGGCUUUUAAAGCCUCUAUUGCAGUGUUUUAUCCAGAAGGAAUGUACACCGGAAAAAAAUGGGAAUCUUGAGAUUUUGACCAGGAGAAACCAGGGAAAACAGGUCGCACCAGGGGAUUCCGAGAUUUCAGAGUGGAAACACUGUCCAGGCUCACACUGGCUGCUUGGGAAGCUGGCUGGCUUCCCAAGAGGAGGAGUCUCGGCCCCAGAGCUCCCCUCAGUACAGACGAGGCGUAGACAGAAGGCACUGCCCGGGACAGCCAGUGAUCUCCAGACUUACCGCGUUCGUUGCUCUCCUCUCACAGGGUUCUACAUGCGGCUUUGAGAAUGCGUGCAGCCCCGGUUUCUGGCCUCCUGGCCCCCGUGGCUCUGCUGCUUCUCCUGUGGCCCUCAGAGAGAUUUACUGAUGCCUGCAGCUGCUCACCCGUACACCCACAGCAGGCCUUCUGUAACGCAGACAUAGUGAUAAGAGCCAAGGCCAUUGUGGGUAAAGAGGUGGACAGUGGAAGUGAUGUCUAUGGGAAUCCUAUCAAAAGAAUUCAGUAUGAAAUCAAGCAGAUUAAGAUGUUCAAGGGACCUGCUGAGGACAUACAAUACAUCUUCACAGCUACUUCGUCUGCAGUGUGUGGGGUGACUCUGGAGACUGCUGGCAAGAAAGAGUACCUGAUUGCAGGCAAGACGGAGGGUGAUGGAAAAAUGCAUAUCACACUGUGUGACUUCAUUGUACCAUGGGAUUCUCUCACCCAGACCCAGAAGAAAAGUCUUAAUCAGAGAUAUGAGAUGGGCUGUGAGUGUAAGAUCUCACGCUGUCCUUCCAUACCCUGCUUCGUCUCUUCUCACGAUGAAUGUCUCUGGACAGACUGGAUGACAGAGAAGAGCAUAAAUGGACGGCAGGCAAAACAUUAUGCCUGCAUAAAGCGCAGUGAUGGAUCCUGCUCCUGGUACCGGGGGACUGCUCCCCCAAAGCAGGAGUUCCUCGACAUAGAGGAUCCGUAAAGCCUGUCUCUACCAAGUCCCAGUCACCAUUCAGAGAACCUAGCCAAGGAGGAGGGGAUGCAGGCAACCUUUUUAUUUUGUCACAGGUUAACAUCAGUUCCUGCAAGUCACAUGGCUGAACAGAAGAAGCUGGACUGCAAGCUGUCAUGGGACAAGGGCUUAACCCCUUCAUUGCUGAAAAGAUUGCAGCACUGAAAGGAUUAAAUGAAUCCAAGAUGAUGGACUCUGUUUCCACCCUACCUGUUAGACUUCAUUUUACCACAUUCCCUAUCAUGCAGUCUGUUGGAGCACACAAGGCCACAUAUAGAAUCCCCUUAUUCUGUGUAGCUGGUCUACAGCCCUUUUCCUCACUUACCCCAUGCGCCCUGAUCUCAUUACAUUAAAGAUAAUCUGCAAAGCGAGGUCCAAGUUCUGAGUGCAGGGAGUAUAAUGAGUGCUCUCUCACACACAACACUGUUAUCUGUAUAAAUCUGAGACAGCUCUCAUUAUACAGUGUAUGUAUACUUUUUUUUUCAAUACCUGGUGUUUCUAUCUUUGGGAUCUGUCUAGGAGUGAUCUUAAAGGAAUACUAAUGCUAAAAUAACACUUCAUCUCAUUAGAAAAAGCCUGUUGUGGUUUUCAUAGAAUUCUUCCAUAGCACUUGAAGUAUACAUGUUAGGGUAAGCACUUUCUGGAUAAGAAAAGGGCUUCAUAUGAACAUUGAGAGUUGCUUCAAGUUCUCUAGGGUUGGGCGCAAAACCAAAUCCCACAACAGGGAUGAAUAUCUUAUAUGAAAAGAAGCAUAUUAUGUCUCGCAAAGCUAGCUAGAUAUGGCUGAAUGGGCCCCUACAGCAUGUUUUAUGUAUCUGCGGUUGGCUUGUCUGCAAUCUGUGCCCAUCUGAUAAUCUUGGGGUUUUGUCAGAAAAUUGAGACAGCAGUUUGAAAUAUUCACUUAUAUCAUGGCGAUACUAAAGAACAACAGAUGACUAUAAUAGCUAACAACAAUAGAAAAUAACAUGCUGAAACAAAACAGCCUGAUAUUUACACUUUUACUUAUAAAAUGGUGACUGCUACAGCAUGCUAUAUGUCCACUGUGCAAUGUGAUUAUUUUGCAUUAGUUUUCUUUUAAGUGGAUUACAGUGUAAAUGUGCAGUGUUUUGACUGCAUUAAUAUAAGCCUUCAGCACUUUGCUUUAUAAUUAGGCAGUGUUCAUUUUUGCAGUAAUAUAGGAUUAGAUUGUGUAAGUCAAAUGUACACAAACUUCUUUAACUUAAACAGCAUAAAAUGUGCCCACUACAAAAUCACAAUUUACAGGACACACAAAGCAUCCUGGAGUGAACGCUAUAAACACUGCACCUUGUUUUUCAUUCAUAGAUGACACUCAAUCACCUUGGUCCAGGUGUGUACAGUAUAAAGCAAUAGCAAACCUCCUUUACAUCCCACAGAGCAGAUUGUGUGCACACGGUCCCAAACACCUGACACAUAAACAGAUCUCUACAUCACGGUGCAAAGGACUGGAUGUUACAUGUGCCUGAUGUAUUGCAUAGCUUUUGGGUGUAUUUAAACCCUUCCAGUGCUAGAACAAUGUUUAUCCUAUUUAUAUCAUAUUAUUUCGUAUUUCCCAGUUUAUUCCUGACCUGGCUUUCUGGUCCUUGUGUCAAGCCAACUCCCUCUGUACAAACAAGUAUACUGUAAUUCACAGUAAUGCUACUUGUAGAGUUUUUGCUUGGUAAGUAUAAAACGAAAUGUGUAUUUUUUUCUGCUGCCAGUAUUAAUUUAAAGCUUUUUUGUUAUCUUUGUGUUUUUUUUUGCCGAGAAUAAAAGUCUGAGACUUGUGGAGAGAGAAGGGGAAAGUUGCAUGUUCUGUGCUUUGCACUCAUUCCAAUGCUCGAUGACAAAUUCUGUAUGUGAAUGUUUCAUCGGUGCCAUUAAACAGUAUUAUCUGCCAA
Molecule: messenger RNA, 3029 nt
Organism: Pseudophryne corroboree (corroboree frog)
Lineage: Eukaryota; Metazoa; Chordata; Amphibia; Anura; Myobatrachidae
Gene: TIMP2
Product: TIMP metallopeptidase inhibitor 2
Exons: 5
Coding region: 433-1101 (222 amino acids)
Biological process (GO): negative regulation of membrane protein ectodomain proteolysis; response to hormone; response to cytokine
Cellular component (GO): extracellular matrix
Molecular function (GO): metalloendopeptidase inhibitor activity; protease binding
Source: RefSeq, a predicted model, not a curated record